Penicillium longicatenatum is the source of this 792-nucleotide messenger RNA. RefSeq lists its product as uncharacterized. NCBI's taxonomy places the organism in Eukaryota, Fungi, Ascomycota, Eurotiomycetes, Eurotiales, Aspergillaceae. The transcript has 3 exons. The coding region runs from base 1 to 792 and encodes 263 amino acids. The record is from RefSeq and is a predicted model, not a curated record.
AUGCGACAUAUUCUCCUCCACCCUCAAUUGCGCGCGGCGCUUCCUAAAAGAGUCCAACGGGACUUGCGAAGUCAAAUAUGGGCUCGCUUCAAAUCCCAAGUCCCCCGACCCUCCAAGCGCCAUGAGCCAGCGACCCCAGAACCCAAAGAACUGAACUCAACAUCGGCACGAGUACCAAACCCGAGUCCUUCCAAAACAAACCUUAGAAGAGGGCCACCGGAACGUAUACUGGUUUACUAUGGAGGAACUGGCCGAGCCAUGUUCCUAGGCAUGCUACGGGUAUCUACCAUUCUUCUGUUUGGUGCUGCAUGUUUAAUCGUGGCACCAUCUUGUUACAACGAUGAGAAUGAAUGGUAUAUUACACCACUAGUGAUUGCCGGUGGUGCGAUGCCCAUGCUUUUUGUUGCUUUUACAUCAGCACCCUAUGUCAACUUUGUUCAUCUGGCUCUCCCUGCUUUUGCCCGGAGAUCCCGUGAAGCGGCAAUUCAUUAUGCUAAGGAUCUACCGCCAACAGCAAUCCUAUAUCUGAACACCAUGCGGUUCAACACUAUCCCUCGGACAAUUCAAGUGCGUGUUGGUGAUCUCAUACCAGACAAGCAUGGAUUGCGUCCAGUCGUCUUCCGCAAUACAAAGCCGGCUGAGAGGCCCUGGUGGAUGGGGAAACAUCCGACCCAGUUCUAUACCGGCGAUCACAGCCAACCUGGACGCCAGUCUUCGGCAUUCUAUCCUGAAGUUUGGCCAAGUAUCUUCCAGCGCAUCCAAGGCAAAACACCAGGGCCGAGCAAGCGUUAG